GCUCACGGUCCGGUAGCGCAACAUGGGGGAGCCUUGGCCGCAUCGCUGUGCAUGUGGGCGGGCACGUCGUAAUUUAGCCGGGGCCAAUCACGGAUCCAAAGAAGCACCGAACAUGGGGUCGUCUGGAAUUUCCAUGGGGGAACCGGGGGAACAUCGACCAGUACGAAGUAACCCAUUUCUGACCAUUUCAUCCGCGUCCAUCACCAGCAUCACCAGCAUCAUCACCAGCAUCAUCGGAAUCAUCAGCGGCAUCAGCGUCAUGAUCAACAGCAACGACACCACCACUACUACCGCCGCCGCCAGCCAGCCAUGACUAGACAAUCCACCCGCUCCCCCCUACAUAACCCCAAUAUCCUUUCUGUGUCUGUCUACCUAGGUUGCCGAGUUUACAUGCUGAUGAGGUCACACAGGCAUGCCUGGCUGGGGCCGGCACCACACGUGGGACAGACGUACAACGAGGCGCUGAGACUCGAACGUGUGUAGAUCUCUCGCUUGUUACUUCCUUUCCUCGCCAUUUUGUCUCUGGAUUUUAUUCUUUGUUCGCUUAUGCAAUACACAUUCCAGAUAGAAUUCCUCUUGGUUGGCGACCUAUCGAUCGCUGCUGGGGCAGGUUUCAUGCCCAGCAGAUUCGGCCAGAACAGGUACCCUGUGCUCUCUAUUGCCCCGAAGAAAUCGGAGGAUGUUGUUGAAGUUGGGGUGGAGGACCCGUGGAACAUUACCGUCGGCAGUUGGGCGAGCAGGUCGGGCGCCGACAAAAGAGUCGAGUUAUAACAGAGCAGCGAUAUCACCACCGCAUAACGCCGUUUCUCCCCAAAUGUGACCAUAGAACGGUCCUUCAAAUAAAUAUUUGCCUAUCACAACACACUCCCACUGGACCCCCUGUUCAUGCUGCAUUCAUCCUGUGCAACAAAGAGCCAUGGGCACCUGGAUUGGACGCACUCCCCAGAUGGACAAGUGAGAGCCGAGUCGAAAUAAUCGAGGCGCCUGCGCGCCCUUCGGCAGCCAUCUCUCCUGUGGUCAACACUGAUCUAAAACGAAUCCCGGCUAUAGUGGGUGAGGAAGCGAUGAAGUCGUGCCGCCAUCAACUAGGUAUACAGAUCAACGUACCCAUUACCGUGCGAUAAUGGUUGAUCUCCUAUACAUCUACUGAACAAAGCCAGGAUUCAUAGCGAGUCUGAUACACUGAGCGAUACGCGGCACCAAAUUGGGCAAUGUUAGCGAUUAGCUGAAUCGCCACGGCCCUACUCCGGUCAUUUUCUUGAUGUCGUCCUCUCGGGGCCGGGUCUCUGCCCUUGUAAAAGAAACGUUGUGGGGGUAUAUGGCCGCGGGCCCCUUUAUCCAGAGAGCCUAUGGAUGCCGCUCAAAACCGCCAUAUGCCCCGUUCCUCCCGGCGGUUGUCGGGCGUCUGCCGACCUUCUGUCAAACAUGCCCGUGUCCGGAAAGUCAAAGCUUCCGGCCGAGGUGGGCUUUCCACGUUCAAAAAGCCGCCAUCGUCUCCGCCCAACCUGACCGCACCACUUUUGUCCUGCUCACGGUCGAUGCUCAAUGUAACGAGGAGUUACCCAGCAGUCGCCCUCACAACUACCAUCUCGCUUCCAAGCUUCGCUUGCUUCAUCUAUCGUGUUCAACGGCAAUAUCUCGGCCCUGUCAUUCCAUUGCGUUCAACCAUGGAGGAAGGGUACACCACAUUUCGACCGGAUCACGUCGCCGAGCCGCACGCUUUACCUACCUUUCCUUGAGCCGCUCUCGACUUUGGCUCCGGACACAUAAGCCUUUGCACCGGAGGGGCUAUCCAUGUGGGCGGUAGUCUGGGGGUUUUAAGUGGAGUCUUGUGCUGGCUUCGCGGUCAUGUUCCGGCCCCUCCGUGUCGUGCCAAGAAUGGUUCCGACAUUGGAAUCGGCCUCGGUCCGGAGCCAUCAUUUGGCCCGUCUUUUGCGUGUCUGGGUAACCACCGCCGGCUUCCGCAGUACAUCGAAAAAAGCUUGAGCGAAUCAUCACGGUCGUCGCACUGCAUCACGGGAGCCCCCGCCAUGUGGCAAGGCUUUUGGACACCAACGACAUGGAUGUUCUACUUGCUCACCUGCUUGGCCAUCAUGUGCCGCAUGGGACAUCAGUUUUAUCUUCAGAUCAAAGCUCCUACCAGCUACAGGAGCAACAUGCAUGGCGAUGAAGGGGCUUGUGUUUCCGGUCUUCACAUGGAGGUAGCAGUGGUGUUUUAUUGUCGUCAUCGACCUGACCCUGAUUUGCGUGUGAUUAUCUUACUUUUCCAGUGUUCUCCUACCGAAACGCAACUACCAACCGCCAUUGAAAUUCCGCAAAGUUCCAGAAAAUCGCCCCCCCUCCCAGACUCGUGUCCCGAUUGGGAAAGGGUGUCACUCAAUGCCAAGUGACAUGGAGCUAUUUAUGGAAACAAGAUGGUACCAGUGCCCCUCGCUGAUUUUCUGCCUCUCGCGAGAAAAGGUAGGUAUGUAUGUAUAUUGAAAGCGCCAGAGUUGUCGUCUCUUUCAGUUCAACUUUCGAUGAUGGACCUUUCUUUGAUUCUGGUGGUUAUGGUGCUCGGAAACAAGAUAUCCUUCCCCAAGGCAUAGCAACAUGAUGGUUUGAUGAAGCAACCCAGCGAUGGGGACGAUAGAUGUCUGUAAGCAAUGUAGGAGCUCUUUGUUCGGUUGGCCAAGCCAAUGCCUUCUCAACGCGCGGAUUAGUUCAUGCACUGUGGCCUCUCUAGCCAUGCCAAAGCACGCUUUCCUCUGGACCAACCCACUCGCGACGUGGAUGGGGUUUUCCCAAAUCUAGAAUCAAUGGCCCCGGGGUCCCGGACCUGUGGGGGAGGUAAUGGGCGAUCUUUGUCCUCAGUCGCGGGGUUUGCCUUGGGAGCCUCGAUUUUGCGGGACCGCGGGCCUUGCUGCUUGUCAAUGUAUUCUAUUAUAAGGUGAAGCAGUAUGUGCCAAGUGCCUAACAUGAAGGCGCUUCCCAUCCUCCAUGUCGCCUCCCUGACUUUUCCCUUGCUCUUCUUUUGCGCCUCUUUGCACUGCGUGACGAGUGAGUUUUCCAUCUUCCUCUUUUCUCACCUACGAGACUUCUACGCCAGCUACAACCACCGUAGUACCUUGCUGUACACAAUAUUUGCAACUUGUUCUGGCGGCCCUUGUCUCGUCACAGUUUCCCCCGCCGCGGCUGCAUCUGUGCAUAUUCUCUUCAUAUUAGCCUACACCCGGAGUCAGGUGGUACCCUCCUCCAAACCAAGGCACACGCGGCUGCGCUCUACCCUGCCUUUCCCUUUGGCAGGCCGAGGCUGGACAGCGGACGAAAAUCACAUCUCCAAGUAUUGACUCCCCCGCCCACCUAGGCCUCUCUGCCUGUCCGUAUCUACCUGGCACGCAUCAACUCGUACCCGAACCGGGGUCCCAGCUCUCCUCCUCCUUUCGGUCCAGUCCCAGCCGGUUGCGCCCUCUGUUCUCUCCAAGCUGUCAGGCCUGGUCCCUCAUCCGUUGUCGCCCUCUCUCGCAUCUGAUCUGGCAUCUCGGACCGUCUGCUGACGCACCCGACUCGGGUGUGUGUCACCAAACCGGGAGUCUUCAGCUUGAUUCAGCCAGCUAGACGUGGCCGGGUUGGCUACCCUGUUGCUCAUAGCCACACCGGGAGAUAUACGGCAGAAUUCACCGAGCUUUUUGCUAGGUGACUGCCCCCCACAUCCCCCCAACUAUCUCUCGGGCCUUGUGCUUGUGUCGCCUGUGUCUUCUUUGCCUUGUCCUCUCUUGUUUCUGUCACAGGAUCACCACCAUGACCACGGCCGCUAGGUCGGUGGCGGCGGUGACGGCAACUGAUGUUGAGUCUCUGGAUGUGGUCGAGACACCCACGUCCCCUUCGUCGGGCCUAGCGCUCUCCCGGUUCGAAUUCGAGACAGGCAAGGGCAAUGAGGGCACCAAGGUGCUGAUGGUGGAAUGGGACGCCUCGUUCGGCGGGCGGGAACAACGACAGCAAGAAACCAGGCCGGAGGAGGCUGAGAAGGGGGCAGCUGAUGCUACAGACUGGGAAGUCUCGUGGGAGGGCAAGAAAUCGGCACUGGCCGUCCAUGACAUCGUCGGAGAUGUCGGCGUUGGCGGCAGUGCCAACGGUGGCACAAGACGUAUUUAUUUUCUUUUGCCCACGGGCGCCGCCGUGCCUGCACUCGUCAGCAUCACACACAAGGGUAGCUCAGGCGGACCAGUUCUGCGCACAAUGCCCAUGCCAGCCAUCUUCCCUGCUGAGCUCACCGGCAAGCAAGAGGCGGGCCUGCGAGGCGUGCUCCAUACGAUGUGGGCAAAAAAGCGGCUGGCAGAACUGCAGGCCGAGAUCGAAGUGGAAAUGAGGACGAAUGGCGAAAGCGUGGGGUUGGAGAUGGCAGCGCAAGAGCGGCAGUGGAUUGUCGACCACUUCGGACUCGGCCCGGAUCACGGCGUGCCCAAGCCAACCAGACUACAUAUACCACAAACGGCGGCCGGUCCGGCGAGCCCGAGGAGCCCAAUAGGGGGGAAGCUAGGCGAAAAGCUGCGAGGCUUGAAGCUUGCUACGAGCCCUGCAGAACUGGCUGCUGCAAGCCAAGCCUCUAAGGAUAUGCAGCGUCGCCUUCACUCUUCCCUCGCUACGGCUUCAGAUGGGACGGGCCUGGCAGGGCGCAGCAUCGCCAUGGGCUCAGCAGGUGCUGGUGUUGCUUCGUUGGAUGCCGUCCUUGGAAACAACCUACCCCAAUCGUCUUCGGCAGUGGGAAAGGCAGGGACAGAGGAUGCUACCGAGGAAGAUUUAUUUGCGCUGCCAAUGAGCCCCCGAAGUCCAGAGAUGAAGAGGAGUCCAUUUAGCAUCUUAUAAACAGGGGAGGUCACAGAGGGUCAUGUUGUAUGAUGAUAAUUACCUAGAAGUGGAUUAGACAUUGGGGACUUUCAGGGCUUGGGGAAGUGCAUGGCACAAACGGUAAUGUGUUGGGAGUGUUUUUGUAGUUGUAUUUGAGAUAGGUUACCCUCACGGAAUACACCGGGAACGAGAAUACUACUGCUGUUGAUAGAGGGGGCAAGCAAAUGACGAG
Messenger RNA from Podospora pseudopauciseta, 5059 nucleotides. RefSeq lists its product as uncharacterized. The record is from RefSeq and is a predicted model, not a curated record. The coding region runs from base 3781 to 4845 and encodes 354 amino acids. Lineage: Eukaryota; Fungi; Ascomycota; Sordariomycetes; Sordariales; Podosporaceae. The transcript is spliced from 2 exons.